UUCCAGUCACCAAACGCGAAAUAGAAGAGUACACUUAUGCAGAAAUUGAACAGAAGACUAAACGUGUUAAAGGCAUGACAAUGCCCUCAUCCUACUGUAAACCAAAAGAGAUGAUAAGGUUUCUAGAUGAAGAAGAUCCUUUUAUGUGUAAUCAUAGGCCUCACGAUCCAGAAGUUCCCAUUACUUUAUAUCACCCGACUUUCACACGUUUUCAGGAAAACUGUGCCAGGGCCACUGUUACGAAAGAAGACUGUGCAUCGGUCAUUGAAUUAAUCGAACUCAUGAGAAUGGUUUUCAGAUAUGAAAGUGAAAGGCAGCACGAGUUUCAUUCAUGGGCAUCCAAAUACUUUAACUUAGCCGUUGGUAAAUUACCUCUUCCUGGAGAGCAUCAAGAAGCGGAUAUAGGUGCUGUUGCAACUAUUGGACAAUUUUCAUUUGCACUCCUUGUUGGCAAAAUUAAAAAUGAGAUUGGAGAAGGGGGUGGGUGUGCAUACAUACAAUCCUGUGCUUCUUAUACAAAGCUGAUUGGCCUAAACAAUAGUGAUAUAGUACGUCAAGGGCUUAAUCCUGCUUUUCUUCUUUACCUUUGUGGACCUUAUCUGGGCAUCAGCAGAGCUGUUUUAGGCAAGGACUUUACCAUGGAACCUCUUACCCCAAUCUUUCCACUCCUGUUUAUGAAAAAUGAUCCAAAUGCAAUGGAAGCUCUAGCUCAUGUACUUGUGGCAUUGAAGACUGGCCUUCAUGAGCUGAAUGAUUAUUAUCAAUUUGUGACAGAGUCAGGGGAAUUUGGUUUUUCUUAUGUGAAGCAAAUAUGUAGUGGAAAGCUACUCUUUUUGGUGAAAGGAAAGACUGGUGAUUUUCAGGACAAAUUGAUGGUUCUGAAAUUCACCAAAAGAUAUGGUAUAGAUGGUCACAAUUACUGUGCAAAAAAGAAAGUUGCCCCUGAAGUCUAUGCACAUAAUAAUAGAACUAGUUGGACCAUGGUUGUCAUGGAAUAUCUAUCAGAGGAAGAAUACAUCACUGCCCAUACUGCUAUUUAUGACCGGAAGCAAGAUCGAAAGGUAUUGUUGAAGAAAGCAGAAGAUACUGUCAGUAUCUUACAUGCUGGAGGUUUUGCACAUGGUGACUUGUGGGCAUCAAACAUUAUGGUUUCACAUGAUAUGAUGCAAAUGAAAGUUAUAGAUUUCGAUUGGUGUGGGCUUGAUGGGAGUGCUACUUAUCCACAUUUUAUCAGCACCAACAUUCCAUGGCACCAUAGUGUUGAUUGUGGAAAACCAAUUAAAAAAGAACAUGAUAUGUACUUGUUGAAAAAAUCUUUUGAAUGA
Molecule: messenger RNA, 1325 nt
Organism: Paraglomus brasilianum
Lineage: Eukaryota; Fungi; Glomeromycota; Glomeromycetes; Paraglomerales; Paraglomeraceae
Source: the annotation of a GenBank genome assembly